AGGAGGAGGAGGAGGAGGAGGAGGCGGAAAAAGAGGAGGAAAAGGGAAAAGGAGGAGGAGCGCACGGUGUCCUGUAGCAUGGCAGGUGAAGAAGACUUCUUUCUGGGGGAGAAAAGAUUCAAGCAGUGCUGUCAAGACUUUGUUAAACAUUCGCAGCAGAUAGGAGAUGGCUGGGAGUGGAGAACUAGCAAGGACCCUGGUGAUGGUUAUCUUAGUAAGACACAUUUCCAAGUAAGAAACAGACACAUCCCACCAGACCUCAAGGAGAAAAACAAUGAUAACACUGAACAAAUGUUAUUUGCACAAGUAGAAGAGCCCUCGGAUGACCCUCAGGCCGCUGGGGCUUGCAGCACAGAAGAAGUGGUUCGCUAUGAGUACCACGUCCUCUACUCCAGCAGCUACCAAGUGCCCGUGCUGUAUUUCAGAGCCUGCUUUUUGGAUGGAAGGCCUUUAACUCUGGAUGAAAUAUGGGGAAGUGUUCAUGCAUCCUACCAGGCUCGUCUGCAGGAGGGACCCUGGGACACUAUUACACAGCAGGAGCACCCCAUCCUCGGGCAGCCUUUCUUUGUCCUGCACCCCUGCCGAACCAAUGAAUUCAUCUCUGCUGUGCUGAGAGGCUCACAGCAGCACCACAGAAACACAAAUUACAUCACACUGUGGCUCAGUACUGUAGGCCCAGUUGUGGGCCUGAAUCUGCCUUUGAGUUAUGCAAAACUGGCACCUGAGCAGAGCACAGAUGCUGCUGUGGCUGACAGAGCCAUGAGCUGAAGGACUGGGAGUGGUUAGGUGUGAUAAAGCUGCUGCAGACUUCCCUGGGGACGAAGUUGAAGGAUCCUUCCAGGCUGGUCAGCCACGCCAGAGUGGAAAUGGUUGCUCAUGGCUCUUUCUCUGGCCAGAACUCGCCACUGAUGAUGGUGGGAAUUGGCUGCAGCUGUGGGAGCACCUCCCCAGCAGCACCCAGGCCUGGCCUCCCCUGAAGUCACUCCUGCCUCCCUGUGCCUCUGCCCUUGCUGAGGCUGCACACAGAUGCACAAGCCAGAGCCAGAGUUGCUGGAUCCACUUACCCCUAGAAAAUCUGCACCAUCUGUGGGGCAGAAAAUGCAGUAUAAACACAGAGGAACGCUCGUGGGACGCGGCGUGAGCUUGUGGCAGCCAAGGGUGUGGGCUGAGGCUGCUUCACCUGGGAGCCACCUUCUCCACCAGAGCCUGGUGAGCGACCAGCCCGUGUUGCCCAGCGCACAGAACAUCCUCAUCCCGGGAAUAUCCCCCACACAUCACACCCCAGGGAGCAAACGGGGUCGGGGCUGUCACAAACAGAGCCCUCGGAGCCUGCGCUGAGCGAGCAGGUCCAGCUCUGGAGCUCAGGUGCCUGGAGCAGCCGUGUGGGAAUAUCUGGCUCUGCCGUGCUCCGCUGCCCGCCAGGGAAGCUCUCCGUGCCCCCCAGGAGCUGCUGCUGUUCCCAGUUAGUGUUUCUCCUUGUAGCUGUGGUUGUUCACAGGUUUGCUCCCUACCCUGCACUGCUUCUGCGGCCUCCCCUGACAGCUGUUGGUUUUUGGGGAAUUGCCUGGUGGUGCUGCCACUGAGAACCAGAUUACGAGGAGCUUCCCUACAACCCAUCCUGGCUUCUCUCCCAGUCCCAUUUUAUUUCCAGUGUAAAACAGAGUCUGAGCAGCUGACACUGGAACACAGAUUUUACUCUGUGCAUUCAGCAAUUGUCACUUGCACGCAGAGUCUAGGGUGUGCCACGUCAGAGCUGGGAGUGUGAAAUGCAUCCCAGAUUCUGUUUUUUCAGAUUAUGUUUUUAACUUCCACUACUUGCCAUUGGUGGAUAUGGAAUGCAGAGUGCAGUCCUUCAAAUUCCAUGGGUGCGGAAUUUGUUUGCCAGACAUUUGUAAUUAAUAAUUAAAGCACAUUGUUUAUUUUGUUCUGUGUCAUAUCAACCUGGAAAGCCAUCUUUCCCAUGUAAGAUUUACAAAAUAUGGCUCGCAGCUACAUUGGUUUUUGUAACACUUUUGGUAACACGUGCUG
Vidua chalybeata is the source of this 2028-nucleotide messenger RNA. RefSeq names its product autophagy related 10 (gene ATG10). Gene Ontology annotation, biological process: protein modification by small protein conjugation; protein lipidation; macroautophagy. Bases 79 to 768 code for a protein of 229 amino acids. The transcript is spliced from 8 exons. The record is from RefSeq and is a predicted model, not a curated record. Lineage: Eukaryota; Metazoa; Chordata; Aves; Passeriformes; Viduidae. Gene Ontology annotation, cellular component: intracellular anatomical structure. Gene Ontology annotation, molecular function: Atg12 transferase activity.